This is a messenger RNA of Glarea lozoyensis ATCC 20868, 1065 nucleotides long. RefSeq lists its product as uncharacterized. The record is from RefSeq and is a predicted model, not a curated record. NCBI's taxonomy places the organism in Eukaryota, Fungi, Ascomycota, Leotiomycetes, Helotiales, Helotiaceae. Gene Ontology annotation, cellular component: mitochondrion. The transcript has 3 exons. Bases 1 to 1065 code for a protein of 354 amino acids.
AUGGAGAAGAACCUUUUUGUCAUCCAGCUUCCUGCUAAUGGAAGUAUAUAUCACAAAGGUUUUCUAGAUCCGGGGGUCAGAAGCGUAGAUAUCCCACAAACCAACUUAAGCAUGCCAAGGUUUUGUGUUGGUCCUUCGACCGAAUAUCUAUGGUGGUACCAACAACGAGACGAACUUUCUGCCAACCGUGGGCCUUGGCAUACUUCAAAAGAUGUCUUAAGCGCCGUCGGAGAAAGGGAGCUGGAGUGGCUCCAAAAAUUUGGCUGUGAGAGAUAUCCUCGAGAAGCUCUUUACCGGGAGUUUUACGGCCAUCAAAGGGUUGACCCCCAAGUACAUAUUGGCUAUUUAUUAGACUACCUGAAACUCGCCCCCCAUGUUGUUCCCAGGAAAUAUUUUUGUUUCCGAUUCGGCGAGCUCACCGGUAUCAUCGACUGGGAGCAUGCGACAAUCCUUCCCCUGUUUUUACAAGCCAAGAUACCAAAACAUUUUCAGAAUGAUGGCGACGAUGAAUCGGAAAAUUUUCGACCCCCUAAGUUGCGUUCGAAUUUUGACAUGUUGUCGGACGGUGAAAGAGAAUAUGAACUGGAAAUUUACCGUCGACGACAAGUGCACUACUUCUACGUUGGUUUCACAGAUCGACAUAACAAACCUCAUUUCAAUGCAAUGAGAAAACAUAACAUUGUCAUGAGAAACAGACUCUAUGAUACUGCUUGUCGACCCUGGGAAGGAGAUAAUGCUUCUCUCCAAGCAGAACUGAUCUCCACGCUAGAACAAUGGGAAGAGUUAGCACCAGAAGUUGUUGCGCCUGUGCAGUAUUCCAUGGAAGAGACUAAAAACUGUCUUGCGAGGCAUGCCAAGCAAAAGGAGGCAGACUUACAGAUGGAACAGAUUCGCGCCUUCAUAGGAGUAAAUAUCGAAGGAUGGGUACCAAAUGGUACCUUUGAAGAGGCGAAAGCCAAGGCUGAAUACAUCAAAAACGAGAUGCUGAAUGAGGUUGAGACUGAAUAUGAGAGAAGAGAGCUGUUAGAGCACUGGCCUUUUCAAGACCACGAGGAGAUUGACUAA